CACUUUACAUACAAAAUGUACUAUAAAUUUAGAUUUUUUAUAUUCCAUUUUUUAAUACUCUUAAUAUUAAAUAGAACAUUAGAACUUAGUAGUGAAAUUAUUGAAUAUAUUUUACCCGAUGACUGUAAAGUUAAUGAAUAUUUUGAUGGCAGUUCACUUUCCUGUAUUCAAUGUGAGGUUGAAAAAAAUCUGGAGCCUUCAGAAAACCGUUUGACAUGUGAAUGUAACAAAAAAAGCAGACUGAUCGGGUUUAAAAAUGGUUUUCCCAUAUGUGAAUUGUGUAAGCCUGGAACAAUUCCAACAAGCGAUGGAAAAAAUUGUAUUCCUUGUAAAAAGAACAACGAAACCUUGGCCUGUUCCUGUUCUGCAAAUCAAAUAAGAGUUGAAAGAAAUUUGACUGGAGAAUUACUGGAGACUGUCGAAUGUCUUCCAUGUUCCAUAAACGCUUAUCCAUCUACCGAUGGGAAAUGCCUACCUUGCAAUGAUAUUAAAUACAGCAAAUUAACAAAGUGCAACUGUCCUCCAGAAUCUCAUAUGAAAAUAAAUCAGUACUGUUUUCCGAAAAACUAUUCGUACUGGCCUGAACUGUACAAUUCCUACUUUGUCAAUUUCCAAAAUGAGAGUAUUGAAAGUUAUUAUUUGAGAAUGAACCUACAAUUGGCUACAUAUUUGUGUAAGGACGAGAAUAAAACAGAGUGCGAAAAUUUGACAAAUAUGUGUGCAUUGACUUUAUAUGCAAACGAAGCAGCCUGCAAUGUAUUAAGACUGAAACCAGAUUCUCUAUUUUACAAGCAGGAAGAAGCUUUUUCCGUUGUGAAUAGUCGAAACAUUUCUCAACAGUACAAUCUCUACAAAAACAGUAAUAAAAGUAAACUCCACAUUAAAGUUGUUAAAUAUUCCCUGGAAGGUACAUUCGAAUCUAUCGAUGUACCAUAUAUUUUUAAAAUGUUAUUAAACAUCAGAUUUGGAGUAAAUACUCACAAACAACAGAAAUUAAUGGCCAAAGAAUUAAAAAAUAUGAAAAUGGAAUUUUUAGAACCGUAUUUAGUUUACAAUGAUGAAAGUAAACAGUUUUUGCAUCCUCUUCCGAUUUUAGUGAAACAAAUAAAUAAGAACAUAGAAAAUGUCUCCGAAUGGCAACUAGUGAAAAGGUUUUUUCUGGUUGACUCAGUGACUGGAUUACAAACAAUCAAGAAUUCUCUAAAUGGAAGUUUUCAACCGGAUUUCGAACUUUCAGGACUUCGUUAUCUAAAAUCUCUCGAAAUUAUAAUAAAUGUUCAAUCUAAAGAGGAUCGUGGAAAAAUAUUGCCUCCUUUAUUAAUAAUCCAUUAUGAAGAAAUUACACAAAAACAGAUUUUAAAUGACGAAGAAGUUCUGAUAGAUGUGAAAGUUUCAUUCGUUGUACCAGAACAAGAUGUGAAGAAAGUUGUUCAGAUAACUGUGGCAAUUCUUUCCACUUUUGCCGUAAUGUUAUCAAUACUGAAAACGUGGAGUUAUUACAAACGAAACUUUGCCAAGAAAUUUGACGUGUCAUUGUUAUUAUGUUUUCUGUUAAACUGUAUGAGCUUCAUUGGAAAUGUUCUUCUUUUAGUAUCGAUGAGUACUUGUAUCUGUGCCUUUAUUUUUUACAAAGGACAAACAGUUUUACAUAUUCCAUUGCCUAACAAAGCAGACGAAAUGACGAUUCACAUUUGCACAAUAAUGGCAUUCUGUUUCAAAACCGUGGAGUUAAUUGCCAAUCUCCGUCGACAAUGGAAUGUAAAUUUAAUUUUCAUUGACUGGGAACAACCAAAAUCAAUUUACACGCCUAUGGAAUACUGUUCACCACGUACUUCUCUUAGAAAAUUGUUCAAAAAUAAAUUGAAAGUGAUUGACGAAAAUGGUUCUGAGAGAAAAAAAACGAAAACACCCUCAAAGUCAAGGAGAAAAAGCGAGGAUGGAAUCUCUUCUUCGAGAAGGCCUGAGGUUCUACCAACUGGUGGAGAAGCUGAGCAAAAAAAUCUUCAAAAAACUCCAGUUAGCAUCUGGAGAAGUUUUUUCAUCGUUAACGAGUUUUAUAAGAUUCAAACUAAAAGAAGAAUUAGUAUAAUGUUUCAGAUUGUCUCCACUCUUUUUGUCCUGGAGGUUUUUGGAUUGAAAAACUGGUCAAUAGCAGUUCCCGAAUUAAGUAUUAAGAACAAUUGCAAUGCAGAAAUGGAAAAUAACUACACUUUACGAUAUGGGACUGGAGCUUUAGUUUAUGUGAGCCUAUACAUGAUACAAUGGUUGGCUUCAAUUUCCUUUUAUGAAACUUAUGUGAGAAACAGAAUUCACCGUUUUGUGGAUUUAUGUUCAACAGCUAACAUAAGUUUAUUUAUUUUCUAUUUCAAAUACUACGGCUUUUACAUCCAUGGAAGAUCAGUUCAUGGAUUUGCUGACACCGAUUUUGAAACUCUGAUGAACGAUCUGAAGAGAGAAGAAAAGAAUUUAUGUGCCCACAAAGGUCUAAUUCCUGGGACAAUCGAACAAACCUUUACGGUUUCUGUUUCGACUAAUUUCCGCGAAAUUUUCGAUGAAACAUGGAAUUUACAGAAUACGGAAGAAAAACGUUUCUUAAGGAAGCAAUACAUUCGUGCUUUAAACUGGGAAAAAACUAUCAUGGUCCAUGUGAAAAUAAAAAAAUUUUUAAUGGACUUUAUAGAUCAUUGUUUCAAAGAUCUAGAUUAUGUGGUUAAAGACAAACUCUUUCUAGAAAAACUAUGUGAUAUGGAACGUCCACCUGCAGGAAAGUCUGUUUUUUAUAGGGAUAAUAGUCAUUCUUUUGACUGCACUGCCUUCUAUGGCAGCGAAUGGAUGCUAGGAACUUUUGAAAUUGCACUAUUUGUUUUCGUACAAGCUCUUUCAGAAAACUACGUUAUUUCUCUACUGAUUAAUUUCAUCGUUUCUCAAUUUCUUAUGAUAAUCAACAAGUGGAACGUCAAAAGAAACUUAACGAAAAAUACUUUAAUAGACAAUAAAUUCCUAAUGUAAACCUAAGUUAGUAAUAAGUAUUUAUAC
This is a messenger RNA of Belonocnema kinseyi, 3036 nucleotides long. RefSeq names its product meckelin. The record is from RefSeq and is a predicted model, not a curated record. Gene Ontology annotation, biological process: cilium assembly. The transcript has 13 exons. Lineage: Eukaryota; Metazoa; Arthropoda; Insecta; Hymenoptera; Cynipidae. Gene Ontology annotation, cellular component: ciliary transition zone; MKS complex. The coding region runs from base 16 to 3009 and encodes 997 amino acids.